CAGCUCCUACCUUAGCUCUAGCGGACCCCUCCCAUCCCCUACAUCUCAAAUAUCCGAGAUGACGUUUUCCUUGCACCUUGUUUCCGGACAAGAUCCCUCACCAGUCAUACAGCCCAGAACCUUCACCUCCAUGUCAGCCGUCCCAAAACAUUCGACAUUGCUCCAUGCCUCCAAUUCCGCGGGUGUCUCUCCUUCAAAUUAUCUCGCUAUUGGACCGCAGAGGGCCGGACGACAAAAACCCACUCGGAAGACGAACGUGUAACCAAGUGCUUCCAAAUACUUUUGAGGUCUUGGCAGCCGCAAGUGGGGUGGAACAAGUGCAAGGGGCCAGCCUGAAAGGAGCUUGGACGUACCGCUGUCGGUGUCUCAAGUUCACCCCCAGGCAAAAGGAACCUGCUGCUUGUGGAUUCUUGGGUGCGGAUGCAGAUGCGGGCACGAGUGCAGGUGCAGGUGCGGGUGCGGAUGAGGAUGAGGAUGAGGAUGAGAAUCUAAAGACUAUACGCGAGAUUCUAGUAUCCAUUAGCUUUUGGAGCCAUCUCAAAUCAACAGUAUCUGGUGCAGAAUGGAAGCCUGAAGGUGAUGUCAGCUCAAGUCGAGGAUCGACGAGUUCACUCUGA
Messenger RNA from Lindgomyces ingoldianus, 617 nucleotides. RefSeq lists its product as uncharacterized. Bases 165 to 617 code for a protein of 150 amino acids. NCBI's taxonomy places the organism in Eukaryota, Fungi, Ascomycota, Dothideomycetes, Pleosporales, Lindgomycetaceae. The transcript is spliced from 3 exons. The record is from RefSeq and is a predicted model, not a curated record.